UUCUCUGUGAAAUAUCUCCCUCCUCUACCGAUGCCCAGUUUUGAGCACACCAUCUGGCUGUCGGAAGUCAAAAGCAGCAACGAGAAAAAAUGCAGUCGAUAGCAGUGAUUCGAGCCCUCCGCCUCCUCCCCGCCACGCGCACGUGCCUCCUCCCCCUUGCACGUGCCUCGACCGCAACCGCCGGACCCGCCGACACCGCCGUCCACUCGCAAGACCCCCAGGAAGACGACGCGGAAGAGGCGGCGAAGGCCGCCGCCGCCGCCGAAGAGAAACAACGACGAGAACGACAGCCAGACAUCGAAGCCCCACCAACCACCGACAACAUCCCGCCCUUCGCUCCCUCCCCAAAGCUCGAGAGCCACGAGGUGGGCCGACCCGGUGACCCCUCCUUCCAGCAAAAGCGCCGGUGGUCCCACGCGGCGGCGCCGGGCCGCGCCCUCCUCGAGGACGCCACCUGCGUCGGGGCCGACGGCAGCCCGCUCGCCGGCAGAGGCGACAGCGUCGGCAGUUUUGGAGCUCAAGUCAAGGAGGAGGAAGAGGAGGAGUACGCGGCGUAUUACAAGGGGCACAAGCCGUCGCCACUCUCGGAGAUCGAAUUCAUGGACACGAGGAAGCCGAUAAACCAGGCGUGGGACGGCGGGGCGAGGGACGACGUGGGGGGCGGCGAGGGGGGCAGGGGAUUAAUGGAGGAGGACACGGUGGACGCGGCGCUGCAAAGAGCGGAGGCGAUGUUCCAGGCGGCCAGGGAGAGGGGAGAUCCCGACUCGCCGCAGUCCCGAGCUCUCGCGAGGAUGCUUCGCGAGAGAGCGCGCCGGGGUUUAGAAAUCCUUCCUUGAUGGUUUUUGUGUUUUUGGUUUGGCAUGGUAGAUUCUUGUAACUAUGAAACAAAGAUGGGUUGGUUGUAAACAUGUCCCAUCUUGCUCAAGGACUUGGACUUGGAUUGUCUUAUAAGUGAAUUAUCUGAAUCUGAUCGUUGGGCUAAAAUUAUGUGGAAAUCAUAAAGGGUUUGAUCAGGUUAUGUUUUAUUUUGGCUAAGCAGUGAAGAAAAUGAUAGGAAUUUGGGGAAGGCAGAGAAGAUGUUUAUGGUUGAUGGUUCUUUUGCUAAUAAGGUUUCACAAGUUAGUAAUGUUUUUUGAGUGAAUAUUAUGUCAUGCUCUUGCACAAA
Phoenix dactylifera (date palm) is the source of this 1165-nucleotide messenger RNA. Its product is annotated as GATA transcription factor-like protein. The record is from RefSeq and is a predicted model, not a curated record. Lineage: Eukaryota; Viridiplantae; Streptophyta; Magnoliopsida; Arecales; Arecaceae.